Symbiodinium natans is the source of this 1341-nucleotide messenger RNA. NCBI's taxonomy places the organism in Eukaryota, Dinophyceae, Suessiales, Symbiodiniaceae. The record is from the annotation of a GenBank genome assembly.
AUGAAGACGGCCGAAAUGCUACGAUGGGCUGGACCACUUGUGGAGCGGACCGCCAGAGUCUUGCAGUCUAGGGAGAGCGCGACGACAUGUCAAAUUCAUCAUCCCCAAACGGCGCUGCCCUCUGGCUUUGCCCUGAGUUCUCCUCCACAUGAUCCCACCCAGGUGCCCGUGGCAGAUAGCCCAGUCUACCUGGAUGGAAAUGCGACAACACCCAUCGAUCCCCAAGUGGUGCAGUCUAUGGCGGCCUACGACCAACGCAGCCCCGGCAAUCCCAGCUCCGCGCAUGUUCACGGUGCCCGUGCUGAGACGGCGCUGAGGGCUGCGAGGGGUGAGGUGGCGCAGCUGGUUGGAGCAGAUCCAUCUCAGGUCAUCUUUAUGUCGGGAGCCACGGAGGCCAACAACCAAGUGUUUCACGCCAUCUCAUCCAAGACGGGGAAGCAGACCGCCAAGCCCCAUCUCAUCACAUCUUGCAUUGAGCACAAGAGUGUUCUGGAUGCGUGCUGCCGGCUGCAAGAGACGCUGGGCUGGGACGUCACGUACCUUCCAGUGGGUUCAGAUGGCGUUGUCCGUGUACAGGCGCUCGAAGAGGCGCUGCGUCCGGAAACCCUUCUGGUGUCCAUCAUGCUGGUCAACAACGAGAUUGGCACGCGACAGCCUGUGUGGCAGAUUGGCCGGAUUUGCAAGGAUAGGGGUGUCCUGUUCCAUGUGGAUGCAGCCCAAGCUGUUGGCAAAGUCCACAUCGACAUGAGGCAGCUGCAGGCUGAUGCUUUGUCAGUCUCCGCCCACAAGUUCCAUGGGCCAAAAGGCAUCGGCGCCUUGAUCGUGUCUCCACACAUGGAGCAGCUCAUCAGGCAGACUCCGCUCCUGGUCGGUGGAGGCCAGGAGCGCGGCCUGCGCAGUGGCACGGUGCCAGUCCCCCUAGCCGUGGGCUUCGGGAGAGCUUCGCAGCUUGCUCGCGAGCAGCUCCUGCACUCUCUGGCAGAUGCUGGAGAAUUGGGCAAGAAGUUCUUCCAUGGCAUCAAGAAAGAGCUCGAGCAAGGGGUUGCCGAAAUUUGCCUCAAUGGCUCAUAUGAGGAACGAGUUUGGUCCAACGUCUCUGUUCGCAUUCGUGGUAUCGAUGGCGGAGAGUUGCUUCAGCAGAUUCUUCCGCGCGUGUCUUGCUCCAGCUCUUCGGCGUGCAAUGGAGCUUUUCAUGGGUCGCACGUCUUGGAAGCCAUUGGCGUGGAUACGUCCCGCAAUGCCGUGCUCCGAUUUGGGCUUACGAGAAUGACAACAGGCGCAGAAGUGGAGAUUGCCAUUGAAUCAGUGGUGGCCUCGAUCAAAAAGCUUCGCCAACUAUGA